This is a messenger RNA of Aspergillus welwitschiae, 905 nucleotides long. RefSeq names its product DUF1772 domain-containing protein. NCBI's taxonomy places the organism in Eukaryota, Fungi, Ascomycota, Eurotiomycetes, Eurotiales, Aspergillaceae. The record is from RefSeq and is a predicted model, not a curated record. Bases 165 to 710 code for a protein of 181 amino acids. The transcript is spliced from 2 exons.
CCUGAACCAAAUAUUUAAGCUUACCGAUGGCAUCAUGACUCCACCUCCUCAGUAGCAUUCAUAUAUUUAGGCCACAUCACACUCAUCCAUCCAACUUUAAGCAUUCCAGACCCAAUCCACAAUCCACAAUCCACAUCUCACCACCUGCAUAAUAGUACUACACCAUGUACACAACAGACACCCUCCCAACAAACUUCUGCAUAGCCCAAGCAAUCGGCCUCAGCGGCACCGCUUGGCUCUCUGGAAACAUCUUCUCCUUAUCAUUAAUGACAGUCCCAGCCCUUCUUCAAUCCCACAAGGAGCACAAAAUCCCCCUAUCAACAAUCACAAAACAAUGGGCCCUUGUCUACGAAACGGGAAAGAACCGCGCUCCCCCAAUUGCUCUCUUCACCGCCGCCACCCUCUUGUAUCUAUCCUGGGCGACGAGGUCAGAGAGUACGCUGGCGGCCAUCGCACCACGGGGAGCCACCACCACGUAUGCGAUUUCUGCUGCAUUGACGAUUGCGAUCGUGCCGUGGACCAUUCUGGCCAUGAAGGGGACGAAUGAUGCCUUGAUGGAAAAGGCGAAGAUGGGCGUACAGGAGGAGAAGAAUCCCCAGGAGGGGGAGAGAGUGUUGGGUUUGUUGAACAGAUGGGCGUUACUUAAUGGUGCUAGGGCUGUGUGGCCACUCGCUGGGUUCUUGGUGGGGUUGUCGGCUGUUGUGCCUUGAUUUUAUUAUUUGGAGGGUUAUGUGAGGGAGGGAUGCGUUUGGGGAAUUGGGAAAUUUGGCGUUAAUGAUAAUGUAGGAUUGUUUUGCAGUUUGAAUUGAUGUAUAUUAAAUGUAUUACACCCGUCAUUGGUAGCACGAAAAGCUGAACGGCAAUUUUUGGUGAUACCGUCACUGACAGAUAGUGAGUGUCUCGAG